ACAUUUUUUUCAUGAUAAUUGAUAAAGUGCCAAAUAAUAUUUUUGGAGUAUUUAUCAAAUAUUUAAAACGAUCCAAUUACAGGGCACUGCCAUCUCCAUCUCCAUUCGUCUGACUUAGGGUAUUCAGAAUCUCAUAACUUAUUGUCCAGAGCCUAGUUUAUUGAAGUGGAAUCAAGCCAUGGGUGAUGGUCCUCGAGGGAUAGAAGUUUUCCCAGAUCAUUUUAAGGCUUCAACUUCUGAUGUUGAUACCCCUCAAUCAAGAAGUUCGUCACUCUCUCAUACCAAAACUGAAUUUGAGCAUAGUUCAAGCAGCCGAUUGUGGGCUAGCAGAAGAUUAAUGAGUGCUGCAUCUAUCUUGAACUUGUGUAGCCUAAGGAGACUAUCUUGGGGAAAUGACAAAGAUGAGCAAGAUAAGGUUGUGUUAUCUGUUAAAGAAGUAAAAAGCCUUCAGUCAGAACUUGCUGAAUUGGAGGAAAGAGAAGCUCUUCUGAGAGCUAAGUUGGAGCAUAUUGAUGAGAUUCUGCGUUCUGCUCAUCUUUCUGGCUACUUACACAUGCGAAAUAGAUGGGCAGCAUUACCUGGCGAACCUCUCCCUCUUGAUGACAUGGAAAUUGAUGAUUGGCUUCCACGUUUUGUUGUUCUUCUAGGACCCUGCAUCUUCUUCUAUUUCCUGUCCAUGGAUUUAAGUCCUCAGGACUCGUGUCUGUUAUCUGAUGUUGUUGAAGUAGGGCCCAUGCCACAUAUUACUCAAGAAGAAGGGGAAACUCGAUAUUUAUUUUAUAUAAUAACUCGGUAUGGAUUGAGAUACGAGUGUUCAAGCACUUCUAAAAUCCAGGUGGAUAAUUGGUUGACGGCAUUGCAAGACAAAUGCAAAUUGGGAUCACAAUCGAGCACCACCAUAUUCUUCGAUCAAAGGAGGAGAAUGAGUUCUCAGAUAUUCAGAUCCGCUUCUCGAGCGGCUAGGUCUUUCAUCUCUUCUGCUUCUAAGCAGAAGCCUCGUCUAUUUUCCGAAGGACGAUCUGCUGCUGCUGCAACAGCAGUUUCGAUCAAAGGAGUGCUGCCAGCUGUUGCUUCUUUUGGGCGUUAUAAAUCUGGAAACACCUCCGGCACAUGGAUCGCUGGAGCAUUUGCACUCCCUGCUGCAGCUUACAUGCUUCAGGAGCAAGAGGCACAUGCAGGAGAGAUGGAGCGAACUUUCAUUGCUAUCAAGCCAGAUGGUGUGCAAAGAGGACUGAUUUCAGAGAUUAUAGCUCGGUUUGAACGGAAAGGGUUCAAAUUGGUAGCUAUUAAACUUGUGACCCCUUCAAAGUCAUUCGCCCAAAAGCAUUACCAUGAUCUCAAGGAACGACCAUUUUUUGAUGGGUUGUGCAACUUCCUUAGCUCUGGCCCUGUUCUUGCCAUGGUUUGGGAAGGAGAAGGUGUGAUUAAAUAUGGGCGUAAACUCAUUGGAGCCACAGACCCACAGAAAUCAGAGCCUGGAACCAUCAGAGGUGAUUUGGCUGUUGUUGUUGGAAGGAAUAUCAUCCAUGGAAGUGAUGGUCCAGAAACCGCAAAGGAUGAAAUAAACCUAUGGUUCAAACCAGAGGAGGUGUCAAGUUACACAAGCAACCAAGAAAAAUGGGUGUAUGGAGACAACUGAUGCCAUGGCAUUUAAUACUUCCACGCGCGCUAGUCAAAAAUUACUAGUUUCUUUUCUUGGUGCAAGAAUAAGAAGAGCAAAAGAAUAAAAUUGUUUUCAUUUUCUUCUAUAGAAAUGAGGAAAUCAGUGUAUCAGUUUUGUUGUUUAAGGAGAUAUGCAUGCUUAAAGAUCAUGUUUUUAGUUGUUAAAGACGAACGAGUAUUUGGUUGAAUAGUUUUAUAUUGAAAGCUACUUUUUGGCCUCA
Lactuca sativa (garden lettuce) is the source of this 1883-nucleotide messenger RNA. RefSeq lists its product as uncharacterized. Gene Ontology annotation, biological process: UTP biosynthetic process; CTP biosynthetic process; GTP biosynthetic process. The record is from RefSeq and is a predicted model, not a curated record. Gene Ontology annotation, molecular function: nucleoside diphosphate kinase activity. NCBI's taxonomy places the organism in Eukaryota, Viridiplantae, Streptophyta, Magnoliopsida, Asterales, Asteraceae.